Molecule: messenger RNA, 13508 nt
Organism: Topomyia yanbarensis
Lineage: Eukaryota; Metazoa; Arthropoda; Insecta; Diptera; Culicidae
Gene: Dscam1
Product: cell adhesion molecule Dscam2
Exons: 24
Coding region: 501-6602 (2033 amino acids)
Biological process (GO): dendrite self-avoidance; homophilic cell-cell adhesion; axon guidance
Cellular component (GO): plasma membrane; axon
Molecular function (GO): cell-cell adhesion mediator activity
Source: RefSeq, a predicted model, not a curated record
UGGAGCAGUCGAGGAGAUCGGAAGUGUAGUUCGUACGUCGCGUUUCGAGUGCUAAUUUUCGGUGAAAAAUAGUGCAAAUCUUGGCUUUUACUACCAAUUUCGUUGAGUAAAGUCCAAACGAACCGUACAUUAAGUGAUCCUAUCCGUGUAAGGUAGCAAAAUCACCCCAGUCCGAUUGGGGGUGGCUCACGGUAGCACCCUUAUCUGUCACAAGGAUAAAGGGUCUCGCCUUCCCCCUUACACCGUCGCGUCGGCAGUCGGUUAUUCGCGUAUCGCGCACCCGCGUGAAAACGGUAUUAAAUAAAAUAGUCCGAAUAGCGUGUUUCAACGAAGGAAACAUCAAUCUUGUGUCUCCCCUUAGGGGGAAGGAAUCGACAGAAGAGAACUUUCUUCUGCUUGUGUACUUGCAGACUAGAAUAGUCGUGUGUGUCGUAAAGUGCUUGAUAAAUUAAUUGAACGAAUAAACUCCCGGGCGAAGAAUACGCCGGGACCGGUUCGCGAUGACCCCUUGCCGUGCGGCGACAAUGUUCGCACUAGUGUGUAUGGUUUUGCUAAGUGGUUUCAAUUGCUUAAACGCUGUGGAAGCCGCAUCCAAGGUCGACGACUCGAAAGGUCCAGUGUUUCUAAAGGAACCAACGAAUAGAAUCGACUUUUCGAACUCCACCGGAGCCGUGGUGGAAUGUAGCGCAACUGGAAACCCACCGCCGGAAAUGAUCUGGAUUCGUUCGGAUGGUACAGCCGUCGGUGAAGUACCCGGACUGCGGCAGAUUCUUCCGAAUGGGAAUCUAGUGUUUCCACCCUUCCGAGCCGAGGAUUACCGACAGGAUGUACACGCACAGGUCUAUGCCUGUAUGGCCAAGAACCAGUUCGGAUCGGUCAUUUCGCGGGAUGUCAAUGUCAGAGCUGUCGUUCAACAGUACUACGAAUCCGAGGUGAAUAAUGCGUACGUAAUCCGCGGUAAUGCAGCAAUCUUGAAAUGUUCCAUUCCUUCAUUCGUGGCGGACUUCGUCUCCGUUGUGUCCUGGAACGAUGACUCAGGCAGCGUUUAUCAAUAUCUAGGCAACAGCAGUCACGUAGAGGAUUUCGAAACUGAUGGCAAGUACAUGGUCCUACCAUCGGGAGAGCUGCACAUCCGUGAAGUUGGACCCGAGGAUGGCUAUAAAAGCUACCAGUGCCGAACCAAACACCGGCUUACCGGAGAAACUCGGCUUUCGGCUACCAAAGGACGUCUCGUUAUUACAGAACCACUUGGUAGGGUAGCCCCGAAGCGCUCGUCCACCUCGAAGAUCUUUACGGCGGAAGCAAGACGCAGGAAAACGAUAGCCCUGUUAUGCUCUGCCCAGGCAUUCCCGGUACCCAUAUUUAGGUGGUACAAAUACAUCGAAGGCACCACACGAAAGCAGGCGGUAGUGCUGAACGAACGCGUUAAGCAGGUCUCCGGAACGCUGAUCAUCAAAGAUGCCGUUGUGGAUGAUUCUGGAAAGUACCUGUGCGUCGUUAACAACUCGGUCGGUGGAGAAAGCGUCGAAACCGUGUUGACAGUGACGGCUCCACUGGCGGCCAAAAUUGAACCGCGUACCCAAACCGUCGAUUUCGGGCGUCCGGCUGUGUUUACGUGCAAAUUUUCGGGUAAUCCUAUCAAGACUGUUUCGUGGAUGAAGGAUGGUAAAUCACUGGGACACAGCGACGCAGUACUGCGGAUAGAGUCAGUCAAGAAGGAAGAUAAGGGCAUGUAUCAAUGUUUCAUCCGAAACGAUCAGGAAAGUGCGCAGGCUAGCGCAGAACUGAAACUGGGAGGACGAUUUGAUCCGCCGGUUAUUCGUGAAGCAUUUCCCGAAGAAACUCGUCACCCGGGACCUUCGGUAUUCCUAAAGUGUGUCGCUGGAGGUAAUCCAACUCCGGAAAUUUCUUGGGAGCUGGAUGGAAAGAAAAUCACCAAUAGCGAACGCUAUCAGGUUGGUCAGUACGUGACGGUCAACGGAGAUGUCGUGUCUCAUCUGAACAUAAGCACAAUCCACUCGAACGAUGGCGGUUUGUACAAGUGUAUCGCAAGCAGCAAAGUUGGCGUUGCGGAACAUUCGGCGAAAUUGAAUGUAUACGGUCUACCGUACGUGAGGACGAUGGAAAAGAAAUCAAUCGUCGCUGGGGAAACGCUAUUCGUAACCUGUCCGGUGGCCGGUUACCCAAUCGAUUCGAUUGUAUGGGAAAGAGACAACCGACAACUGCCAAUCAACCGCAAGCAGAAAGUGUUUCCCAAUGGAACGCUGAUCAUUGAGAAUGUUGAGCGGAACUCCGAUCAGGCUACCUACACUUGUGUAGCGAAGAAUUCGGAAGGUUAUACCGCUCGGGGGACACUGGAAGUUGCUGUGAUGGUGCUGCCGCAAAUCGUACCGUUCAGCUUCGGCGAGGAACAAGUUAAUCAGUACGACAUGGUAUCGGUGAUGUGCACCGUUAAUAAAGGCGACAUGCCAAUCGACAUCAGCUGGGAGUUUACGUCAUCGGACAUGCUGAAACCGCAAACGCCACGAAAGCUCUUUACUAGCGAUGGAAUUUUGCUCAGUCGAGGAAGUGCACGCAUCAGCACACUAAGCAUCGAUUCGGUUCGAGACAGACACAGUGGCAAUUAUACUUGUAGAGCGAAGAAUCCAGCUGGUGCUGUGGAAUUUACGACCACGCUUUCUGUAAAGGUUCCACCAAGGUGGAUUCUCGAGCCAACCGAUAAAGCUUUCGCACAAGGUUCGAACGCAAAAGUCGAAUGCAAAGCCGAUGGGUUCCCGAGGCCUCUUGUUAGCUGGAAGAAGGCCAUCGGUGAUACCCCCGGAGAGUACAAAGAUCUCCGAUCGAACGAUUCAAGCAUCCGCGUAGAGGAAGGAUCACUGUUCAUCAACAACAUCCAGAAGUCUAACGAAGGCUACUACCUGUGCGAGGCAAUCAACGGCAUCGGUUCUGGUCUGAGUGCGGUCAUUUUGAUCAGCGUUCAGGCACCACCCGAGUUUACUGAGAAAUUGCGAAACCAAACUGCUCGACGAGGUGAACCAACGGUGCUGCAGUGUGAAGCGAAAGGCGAGAAACCGAUCGGAAUCCUGUGGAAUAUGAACAAUAUCCGUCUUGAUCCAAAAUCCGAUAACCGUUACACUAUUAGAGAGGAAAACCGCCCUGAUGGAGUUAUGUCGAGUCUUUCAAUCAAGCGUACCGAACGGAGUGACUCUGCGCUGUUCACUUGCAUGGCGACUAACGCAUUCGGAAGUGAUGACUCCAGUAUCAACAUGAUUAUUCAGGAAGCUCCGGAGAUGCCAUACGCUUUGAAAGUUUUAGAUAAAUCUGGCAGAACAGUACAGCUAAGUUGGGCUAAACCAUACGGCGGAAACUCUCCACUGAAACGAUACAUCAUCGAAUUCAAACGAUCUCGAGGAACCUGGGAGAAUGACGUUGAUCGCGUAAUCGUACCAGGGCACACCAAUGAAGCUCAAGUUCAGAAACUUAGCCCGGCUACAACGUAUAACAUUCGAAUCGUUGCCGAAAACGAAAUUGGCGUAUCAGACUCAUCGGAGGUAGUCACAAUAAUCACGGCUGAAGAGGCUCCAUCCGGUAAAACUCAGGCUAUCAAGGUUGAACCGAUUAAUCAGACAACAUUGCGUGUUAGUUGGAAGGCUCCGCCUCGCGCCGAAUGGAAUGGAGAUAUUCUUGGAUACUAUGUAGGGUUUAAGCAGACCUCGCAGAACUCGUCUUAUAUCUAUGAAACAGUCAACUACUCGCUGGAAGGUGGAGAAGGAAAGGAACAUAGUUUGGAAAUUAAUAAUCUGAAAACCUACACACAAUACUCGAUCGUAAUUCAAGCCUUCAACAAGGUCGGAGCAGGUCCAAUGAGUGAAGAAGAGAAACAGUACACCGCGGAAGGUACUCCAGAUCAACCACCAAGUGACACAAUGUGUACGACUUUGACAUCCCAAACAAUUCGCGUUUCGUGGGUGAGCCCUCCACUAGAAUCUGCAAAUGGUGUAAUCAAGGGAUACAAGGUUGUAUACGCACCGAGCGAGUUGUGGAAUGACGACAAAAAUAAAGACUACAAGAAGACAGCCUCCAGCGACACCGUUUUACAUGGACUAAAGAAAUACACUAAUUAUACAAUGCAGGUUUUAGCUACUACCUCAGGAGGUGACGGAGUUCGCAGUGCUCCUAUCCACUGUCAAACCGAACAGGAUGUUCCAGAAGCUCCUACAGCUGUCAAAGCUCUUGUUAUGUCCGAAGGAUCUAUACUGGUGUCGUGGUUACCACCAUCUCAGCCGAACGGAGUUAUCUUGCAAUAUACCGUUUAUAUCAAGAGUGGCGAACCGGAACCCAAAAGUCACAAAGUGCCUGCUUAUCAGAUGAGCUACGAAGCAUCAAACCUUGACAAGAGUACACAGUAUAGCUUCUGGGUAACCGCAAGUACAACAAUUGGUGAAGGACAACGCUCGAAAACGCUGUCAGCCAAGCCAAGUGAUAAGGUUCCUGCCAAAAUUGCCUCCUUUGACGAUACGUUCACUGCAACCUUCAAGGAAGACGCCAAAUUACCUUGUCUUGCUGUUGGAUCCCCAACUCCAGAUAUUACAUGGAAAAUCAAAGGACAGGAAUUUGUUCCCAAUGAACGAAUUCGACAGCUUCCUGAAGGUUCUCUAUUUAUCAAAGACGUCAUCAGACAGGAUGCCGGAGACUAUACUUGUACAGCCGAAAACUCGAUCGCCAAAGAUUCUAUUACCCACCGACUGAUAGUUCUCGCACCGCCACAAUCUCCUCAACUAUCACUCACUGCCACCACCACCGACUCACUAGCUGUUAAGCUAAAACCCCACGAAUCAGACACUGCCCCUCUGCAAGGCUAUACUCUUCACUACAAACCGGAAUUCGGUGAAUGGGAAACGAUCGACGUAGCACUGGAAGCUCCUAAAUAUACCAUAGAAAAUCUGUACUGCGGGUCCCGGUAUCAGGUAUAUUCAACCGCCUAUAACACUAUUGGUGCGGGUGAACCGUCCGAUAUCCUGAACACACGAACUAAGGGCUCGAAACCACUGCUCCCGGAAAAAUCACGCUUUAUUGAAGUCUCAUCGAAUUCGAUUACGCUACACCUACCUGCCUGGAAAGACGGAGGUUGCCGAAUGUCGCACUUUGUUGUGGAACACAAGAAAAAGGAUCAAAUAGACUGGAAUCAAAUCUCGAAUAAUGUAAAACCUGGUGGCAACUUUGUCGUGUUAGAUUUAGAGCCUGCAACCUGGUACAAUCUGCGCGUAACCGCACAUAACAAUGCUGGUUUCACCGUAGCCGAGUAUGAAUUCGCCACACUCACCAUCACCGGAGGUACGAUCGCUCCCAAUUUAAGCUCGAUUCAGCCGGGUAUCGUGUACCCGCCCUGGAUCCCUCACUGGAUCGAUCUGAACGUAAUGGUUCCGCUGAUCGCGACCAUUAUCGUGGUGGCGGUAGGUGUCCUUGUGAUUUGCGUAGCGCUCUCACGACGGCGAGACGACGAUCCACGAUGCGGCCCGAAGGAUGUUUAUUACGAUGUCGUCUAUAAUCAGUCGAUGGGACCGGCUGGUGCUGCUACACUGGACAAGCGUCGACCAGACAUACGGGACGAGCUGGGUUACAUUGCUCCACCAAACAGAAAGCUUCCACCGGUGCCCGGAUCCAACUAUAAUACAUGCGACCGAGUCAAGCGAGGAACCGUGAUAAGCCACAAUCAUAACAAUAAAUCAAAUCACUCGACCUGGGACCCUCGCCGGCCAUUGUACGAAGAGCUGAAGAACGUGGCACCUUCGACUGCGAGACGUUGCAACCAUCCGCCAGCGUGUUACGGUAUGGAGGACGAAAUUUGCCCGUACGCCACUUUCCAUCUUCUGGGCUUCCGCGAGGAGAUGGACCCUACCAAGGCCAUGAAUUUCCAGACGUUCCCUCAUCAGAACGGCAUGGGCGGCCCUGGUCACAUGGGAACUAUGGGUUCUAACAUGGCCAUGCCCGUGUCGAACACUGUGCACUCGCGUUCCGGAUCACAGUCAAUGCCACGCCAGAACCGAUAUGCACGCAAGAAUAGUCAGGGAGGACAGAGCAGUAUCUACACUCCGGCACCGGAGUAUGAUGACCCAGCGAACUGUGCCGAGGAGGAUCAAUAUAGACGCUACACUCGCAUCAAUUCUCAAGGAGGAUCAAUGUACUGCGGGCCUGGUCCGGAGUACGACGAUCCGGCCAAUUGUGCACCAGAAGAAGACCAAUACGGAUCGCAGUACGGUGGAAACUAUGGCACCCCGUACGAUCACUAUGGAUCCCGAGGAUCUGUUGGCCGUCGCAGUGUGGGAUCUCCGGAACCACCACCACCACCGCCACGUAACCACGACACCAGCAAUUCGUCCUUCAACGAUUCUAAGGAAAGUAACGAAAUUUCGGAAGCAGAGUGCGACCGAGACAAUGGGCCGCGAGGCAACUAUGGCGCUACGGAGAAAUCUACCGAUGCUCUCAAUGCCGAGGAGACAGAGAAAUUACUGAAAAGAAACGAAGUCAAACCCAAGUACGCCAAACAAACAGCAGCCCCCGCCGGUACAGGACUCACAGCCUACGAUACUAUGGCAGUGUAAUCUGUAAGCGGUUCAUCCGCAGCUAGACAGCCGAUCAUGAUCAACCAGUAGUAGUUCCCCAAUUUCCAAACUCCAUCAUUCUGUAAGUUUUUGCUCCCGGAUCUCUACCGAAGAGACUGACAAAAAAACAUGCGUAUAACUCACAAAAACAGCUGCGGCACGACCAGGAGCUACGGGAAAACGUCCACGCUGUCGCUGUGGCGGAUGCGACCAUCAUCAAACUACCUUUGAAUCAACGCCUCAAGUCGCCAUCAAAAUCCGGACAGAUUGUCUAUUGUACAAUUAUUCUUCAAAUUGUGAAUCAGUGUCUAUAGGUGUAUCAAUACUGUGUAUGAGAAACUUCAGUCUUCGCAUUGUGUAUCCUAGGUUUAAUACGACUGUAUUUUAUAUUAAUUUGUGAUCGAUUAGGUUUUGUUUUUAAAAAGACUCGAGAAUGUGUCUUCGGAUUAUGAUUGCGCUUGGACGAACGCUCCUCUAUCAACGUUCAUAUGUAUAUCGAAACAAGCAUGAUAAGCAAAAUUAGUCCUAAACCUAACCAAUUUUACUGAAACAAAAAAAGAACUAUUCAUCGACUACACUAAGCAAAUAACACUACCUUUUACAGUACUGACAGCUACCUAUAUUAAACUCCCGAUAACAUAAACGAAAAAGUGACAGACGGGGAGGGUAUAAAAUCAAAUAUUUAAAUAAAAGAUACUAACGAUCAUGUAAUGAUGUAACUUGAUGGCACCAGGAGACGACAAAAACCGGACGAAAGGGACUGGGCCGCAAAAAGUAUACAUUUGCAUAUACGCAUAAUUAGAAAGUAGAACAGGACUUUAGACAGUGACGCUUGGGCGUAGAUCUACUACCGACGUACGACGAGCGAGCGGGAAAAUGUGUGAGAAAGAUCGAGUGAAAAAGAUUAAAAUGGACAUGAACAAACAGAAGUAAUGAUUACUGCGGAACAAAUUAAAUUUCUUCGUCCCUAAAACCAUUGCGAGCGAUAAUUAAUGAGUAUAAUGUAGCAAUGGGCGAUGGUAGAUUUAACCAUCGACCGUGUGAUGAUGAUGCUAUUGAAGAUAAAAAAUGUAGGUUAUAGUUGGUUGUCUUAAGACGAAGAUUCGAUGGAAAUUGCAGGCGAAGUUGAGGACGUAAAAAUAAACACAAAAAUGGCAUAGAGUAGGGUAGAAGGCAUGGUUUGUAUCUUUUUGCUUGCUUUUCGCACAGCUUAGCAUACCGUGAGAAUUGAACGUGUUAGUGUUUAGGUUUAUGAUGAGUUAUUUUAACAAAUGAAAUCGAGCUUUAAUUUUGCUGUCCGGCGGGCUGAAAUCUUUUUGCACUGUUUCAACCAAGAAUAGAACCUCUGGGAACUGCUCCCAUGUCGUAAGAGGCGACUAACAACAUGCUAGGAGUUCCUAGGCCGACGUUUUGCUCCGUACCGAAGACUUAAUCUGGACGGACCUUAAGGUUUUCCAUAUUACCCUCUUUCCAGUCUGUAUUUAGUGAAUCACUGACAUAUACUCACCUUUUCUGAUUCGCCUUUCUUGAUUGUGUACCAACGUUUUAAGUUUCUUCUGGCGGUUGUAUAUUAGCCGUAAAUGACGAAAUCUAAUUCUACACUAAGUAACAGAAUAUAUUAAUAUACCGGCACUUCCACGCCAAGGUUUAACUUCCAAAGCUUUGGUUUAAAAACCGUUUUUAAAAAAUGGAAACUUUCAUGUAGGAAAUUUAUUGAAUUGGCCUAAGAUGGAGCUGUCGAAUUUCACAAAAAGCUUUUUAUGUUGCAAGUGAUCUGUAGUUGUGUUAAAUUAGGUAUUUUUCUAUUAUAUUUGGAACCGUCUACCGACAAAUCUACAUUUACGAAUACCUCCAAAAGUGACUCCUUGAGGUCUCAUGAAGGCCUGACACUAGCUUUAUGAUACUUUUGCUUUUCUAAACUGUAAUAAAAAUCUCAACAUUCAAGAACUUCACUUUGUCAGAAAAUGUAGGGCCAUCGGAAGCUAAAACUUCGUAAAAUCGCACUCCUGGUCCUUUUUUCAGUGCAGUACUCUACGUCAUUCGUUCAAAUUUGCACCGCUCUUAUGGUAGUCGGUAUUUGCUAGUAUUACUGUUCUUCCAUCCAUUCUGGUAGUCAAACGGUGGGAUAGCAAAAUUCUUACAAGUUUCCUAUCUCAUGCCUCCACGCGAGUCUAAGUCUAUUGAUGACAUUUGGUCCUUAGACCGCAGAAUGAGAGGGUGCGAACAGAAUGAGAGGGUGCGAACAGAUCUAGUCGAGAAAACAUUGCCGUAAAAUGAAUAGUUGAUCGGAAAUUAGCCCCAAUACGACUAAUCUGACUAGUAUCUAUGAACACGGGUCAAUACGUAUUGAAAAUUCGCCGCGUCUGUUUUUAUGAACCUAAUUUAAAGCUCCGUUAUUGCUAACAAGCCCGUGCAUCAGGUUAACAAUCCUUUAUAUUUCCCUUCAGUGUUCGGUAUUAUCGCUCGUAUACUUGUAUUCCACAAACAAUCCGAUAUGGAAAAUAAGAAAUACUUUCCUUGAUUUAUAACAUCUCUCGCUAUUUUUGCCUGUAUAAUGUGUUAUCACUCGGUAGUUUUCAAGCCAAUAAAUAUAUCGUAGAGAAGAAGUAGCGAAUUCUGUCCAAAUACUGUUGCAAUAAAUAGUGAUCCGGCCCAUUACGCGGAUAAGAUUAGCUUUUCUAGGCAAUACUCCCACGGUCGGCCGUGUGGAGUUCAAAUUGCUUUUGUUUAGGGAACAUAGUAUACUCUCGGUAGCCGGCUGCCCAGAGUUUAAAAAUAACCAAAAACUAAACAAGAUCAUCUCUUUUUCGAGUGAUCGUGCACUCCAAGACUAACUAAACAACUACCUAAUAAAACAUGCUUUACAGGUCGCAUCGUUUGCUUGGAGCGAAUCCUAGACCUGAUACCCUUCCAAACCACCAACUCCGCGACACCUAUGGAAGAGUCUGAUGAAUCGUCGUCCUUCCGUUAAGUAGGUGGAGCAUCAACACUUCCCGUCUACCUUAUCCUUUAUCCUUCCCCGUGAACGAUGGAGAUGGGGGCGGCCGGCAAUGAUGGCUAUCAUGCUGUUGAGGUUUUAAUAUGGGUCGGAUUGGUAUGAAUUCCUACUUACCACUUCCUAAGCAACUCUUAUUAGAUAAUCAGCAGUCAAACAUGAUGAAGUCAGUGUGCAAUCCGCCAAAAUCAUCGUCACAACGCAACGCAACGCAACGCAACGCAAAUGAAAUCGAGCUUUAAUUUUGCUUCCAAGCGAGCAUAUCCUUAGUGUUAAGCAUUUUGUUUUCCCGUGGUGUCAUAUGAUUUGCUUAUUUCAGCAUACAUUUAUACGUUACGCAACUAAAUUUAUUAGAAUUAACAAUUGCUGUGAGAAAUGAAAAUACCAAAAAAAGGAAAUUCAAACAAGACAUAAGAAACGAAACGUCGAUUGCUCAAUUUUUCCGCCGUGUGUGUGUUUGUUGCACCCCUUUUGCCAUUGGGGCGUGUUUGAUAGAACGAAGAAAACACCAGAGCAUCAGAUCGUAGAUAUAGAUAGCUUUCGCGUAGUGAACGUAGCGUCUUGCUUGAUGAUAGAUUUAUUUAUUUGUGCCUAUCGAACACAAUUAACUAGAAUGUAGAGACAAACUUGGACAGUGCACAUUGGUUACAUUGGCGUGAACAGAAUUUGAUUAGGUCGAUGGCAGGCGAACGUGUAAAACAAAGCAACGGCGAACGAACCUCACGCUCGAUUCACUGGUUUCAAAUCGAGCUGAUAUUUAAAGUAGAUAUUCCUAUAGAGUUCUUUACUAACAACGUUAAUCUCAGUUUUUUAGCACUUUGCUGCUACUGUUUACAUUGACGUAUUUGUCAUAAAUUCGGUUCUUUGAAAUCAAAUCUCUUAGGAAAGUUGUUGACAAUAUGGAACCUACCUACCCUCUAGAAUCUGGAUUUAUCCAUUGAUGAAGUAUUAUUCCUCGCAGGUCCACACAAUUCUUUUUCUGCCUCCUCCUGGGCGGUUCUUAAACUCAUUGUACCGUGUUAUAGCAUCGUGAACAGUUCUUGCCCUUUUCAAUGUUUUCGCGGUACAUUUCAGUACAGUCGAUUUUACGCAUAACUUUAUUGUCACAUUAAGCAAGAAAUGAUUUGUUAAACUUUCUGCAUUUUUUGUGAUGCACCAAGAUCUAAAUUGACACAAGUGUGCUCAUUUCAUUUAUGAAGUUUUCUAUCAACUGAUACUUAACAUCGUUAAACCAUACAACUAUUCAAGAUGCUUCACACCCAAAUCGCUGAGCAGCUGCACACAUGUUCCAUUUUUUGAAAUAUAAUACUCUUCAGCUGAAAUUCUGUUCAAGUUGUCUUUUCUACACUCAAGUUGAUUGCGUCACUUCCACAAAAUUCACAAAUCCUACAAGCUCUGACGGUUGUGAAAAGGGACCAAUCCCUUGAAACUGCCUUUAAAAUAAAAUUACCGUAUCCGGUUGCGUUGACUUCACCUUACAGUCCCCAUUACUAGCAAUUUGGUUACAUUUAUGCUUGUGCCAGAAUAUUAAGUAGAUUGCAGUUGACACAGUAGUGACUAAAGCACACUGUAAAUUGAGUAAAUGGUAAACUCCAUCUUCCGUCUUGAGGCAACCAUCAUACUUGCGGCACGCGGAGCCGUCUAGCGGCGCUCGUUAGAAAUGGUUCAAGAGCAGCGUAAGAACAAGAACAAAAGCAUUUAUAUAAAUAAUGAUAUCCUUUUUUGCUAGGUAUGUUUAUAUAUAACUAAUAAAAUAACUACAAGUUACUGUAAACGAUUAUAAUACUUCCUACUCAAGUAACCAUUAACACACAUACACACAAAAAAACUUUUGAACUCAGUUAUUAUAGAGGAAACUAACACAAAUAACAACGGAUCACUUUUGUAAUUUAUUGAACAUAGUCAAGUAAGUGAAUAGGAACAAAUUUUUAUAAUGUGUGAUGAACUUUUUCGGUACUACUACUCGUUUUAUGGGUUUUCCAUUUUCCACUCUUUGUAUAAAUUGUACUUCUGUACCCUGGUAUCAACUACUUUUUGGUCAAAUGAUCUGAGAAAAAAGCGUGAUUGAACAAAUUAUUUAAUAAAACUGAAAACUAAAGACUAUUGCGAUUACCAAAAUUAUAAAAAUACAAAAUAUGUAACGUAAUUGUAACGCAUUUGGUAUUCACUCAUAACAUAGCAAGCUAAACCAAUCCAAAACAAAGACAUAAUGCAGUGUUUUCCACCUAAUAGUGAAGUUACGAGACAAACAAAUACCGUGUUGAUUAAAACAGAGGCAAAAAAUUAUAGAUAACAAGUUACACUUAAAUAACGUUUGGACAAAAAAACAAGCAAAAAUACGAAAAUCAAAUGUUGGAAACUGUUCGGAGCAAAAUUAUCUAGAAACUGUAGCAAAGAAUUAAACCAGUUGAAGAGGAAGAGCUUAUAAUUCUAGUAACAUCACAUAGAUCAAACCCAACUACUUUUCGGCAAGCUGUUUUCCCAAAUUUGCUUCUCUCGUUCGUCGGUUGGGGAGCCGCAUUCUAGUCAACAUCUACAGCUUUCCACCACAAAGCUCGAAACUUCACAAAGUAUGUAUUAAUUUCCAGAACGUCUUACUCGAGUGCCAUAAAGUUCUCUCUUUCUCGUACAUUGGUUAUCCAAUGCAAUACUACAUACACACCUCCACGCACAAAUCCAACCAAAACCGUGAAAAAUUUGCUAGAAAUGUAAACAAACAUCACACACAAAUACUCGAUACAAAUGAAAUUAAUCAAAACACAUGCAAUUGUGUACAAAGUCAAACUGUAGCUUAUUGCGUUCUCCCUGCUUAACCGAGUAAAUAUACAUAUUAAGAUCCCACAAGUAGCAAGAGAUGGUUGGUUCUAUGUAGGUGAUCCUUUCAUGCCGGAUGGUUUUUCCCGGCGUGUCAAGAACCCUCGAUUAGUAUAGGUCUUCGAAAUUCUGUUGUAAUUAAAAACUUUUCACAUUUGUUUAUCACUGAAUUUUAACAUUGGGCUGAACUCCGAUUAUUUAUUAUUUACUAAAUUUUAGUUAUUGGUUGCUUGUUAUAAGCCAUAUAACUAGAUUACGAGCAGCCAUUUUAUACUUUACAGCGCAGAGACAAACCGUAACAUUGGUAUAUGUGAUGCCAUGAAUAAUAAGGAAACAGCAAAAAAUAACCCAUCAAUUUAAGGUUCAAGUUACCUUUUUUGAGCAUGUGUUAGUUUUGAACGCUGGAUAGUAUGGGUAUGAAAAAUUGUGUUCAGCUUUGCCACCGGAUUAUACAUUUAAACCUUUUAAAAACACUAAAAGAAGAAUAUCAGCCGAUUUAUCAGAUCACAACGAUUCAAAUCAUACAAAAUAGCUGCUGGAAAAACUAUCGGUUUCGCUAAAUGGUGCUUUUGAAAAAGUGGCUGUGAUUUUUUGUCACACUACCACACCGUGCUGGGGCACGCAACACAACAGCGCAAUGAAAAAACCACAGCCACAUUUUCAAAAGCACCAUUCAGCUAAGCCGAUGGCUUUUCCGGCAGGUAUUUUGCAUGAAUUGAAUCGUGAUGAUUUAAUAAAUCAACUGAUAUUCUUCUUUUAGAGUUUUGAAAAGGUUUAAAUGGAUAAUCUGGUGGCAAAGCUGAGCACAAUUUUUCUUACGCACACUACCAAGCCUUGAGGUAACUUGAGCCUUAAUGUAGUUGUAUCAGCUCGCUUUACUAAGACAUCCAAUGAAACAAGAAAAAAGCAAAGGAAAUCUUGACAGAAAUGACUAGCAAUUAUAAAAAAAAACACUUUGAAGAAGAAAAAUGAUUGAUAGAAGUAAAACAAAAGGGACAACAUAAAAUCGUGGUCGCGUAAGAAAAAAUACACACAAGCGAAACUGAUUCAUUCUAAUAUAAACACGAAAAGUAUCAAUAAAAAAUGGAAAAAUUUUA